CAAACUGUUUGGAUGAUUGUCUAGACAGAUGGUGCUCAGUGUGUGGAACAGAAGCUGAGACGAGGUAAAGAGGGACAGACUCCAUCUCCGUCAUGGGAUGCUGUAGUGUGACCCAGAGGCAUACUGGAGUGGACGAGGUGGGCCCUGAUGAGAUUGAGCUCCUGGAACUCUCCGGAGACAAUUUAGGUGUGUGGAGCCUGGGAGAAACCAGACUUCAGCUGUCUGUGAGGAACAGCAGAGACGAGCAGCCCCAGCCACCACGCAGACCUACAAUACCACACCUGGAACAAGAGGUGGUGCUGUGGGGAAAGAGCAGAAAUGAGCUCCACCAAAGGAUAUACUCCCAACAGCCAAUCAGGGGCUGGGAGGGCCAAGCUGCCCACAUGUAUGGAGAGAUCAUCCACUCCUCACUGGUGUCUCUCUACAUCAGCUACACACAGGAAACCCGAGAACACUUCCUGGUUUUGUUCUCUUUCCACCUACUCAUCCUUUCUCUGGACCACUCUCGGCAAGACUUUGUUUAUGAGGGCAUUCUUCCCCUUUCUGGACUUUCCUUCCAAGUUGUCUCUCUGGACUUGGACGCGUCACAUUCGCCACACAUGUUUGAAAUCAGCAGUCCAGUGAUGGACUCCAAGGUGUUCACAUGUGCCAGUGCGGCAGACCUACAGAAAUGGAUGCAGCACGCAGAAGACAGGAGAUACAAGGCCAUGAUCCAACCCAUGAGUCCCUCCCACUGCGCUCUCUCCUAUCUAUUACCGUGUGAUGAGAACUGGAAAAGAGAAGAACUGAAAAAAUACUUACUACAAGCUCCAAUAUGGCAAUGGGAGGGCUCGCCCAUACAGCACAUGGGUCAGCCGAGCUACGUAUCUAUUGUCCACAUCAUCAACACACAGAGACAGGGUCUCCAAGAAAGACUGAUGGUACUCUUCCCUCAAGACAUCGUGCUUCUAUCUGUUGACAACAAGCGCCUGACUAUAAGAUAUGAGGGCAGGUUGCCCCGACAAAGUGUCAAAGCAGUUGAGAGGUCAGCCUUGCCUGGACGGCUGGAGUUUGAACUGAUAGGUGAACUGGUGGAGCCGCUGCAGGUCUCUUGUACCUGCAUGGAGGAUUAUCAGAACUGGAUUUUUCAGUUACAACAGCCAGACAGAAGCAACUAUGUUACUGUGAGUCAACCGCCACCUCCGAUAAUGCCAAAGCUGCAGAGGAACAGGAAGGAGUCCCAGGAACCAAUGCUAGCAGCCGACCCAUAUCACAUCAAUGGACGCGGCUGAUUCCUCAGACGGGAGGAAGAGCCUCAAACGUCACUGUAAUCAUAAAUUUGAAACAUGUAGAUAAUUUGUACAUAUGUCUGGUAUGUGCCACAACAUGGAGGCAGAGCAGUGAAGACUUCUCCUUCUAAUCUUUGAUAUAUUGGGUUGAUUUUGUCACUGUGAACAGACAGAACACAGCACUUAAAGCCGUUAUUCAUGUUGGGGGGUAAACUAGUCCUUGACCCAGUUUAAGAGCAGAUCAGAGCUGAAGAAAUGUUAGAUGUAGAAACUGUAGAGUCUCAAAAAUAGCUUAAACUUAGGGGUGAAUAAACUGUAAAUACCUGUAUGUAGCUUUGUUUUACCUUUUCAAAAUAAACUAUAUAAUUUUUUUUAUUCCAAA
Molecule: messenger RNA, 1650 nt
Organism: Neolamprologus brichardi
Lineage: Eukaryota; Metazoa; Chordata; Actinopteri; Cichliformes; Cichlidae
Product: putative pleckstrin homology domain-containing family N member 1
Cellular component (GO): cytoplasm
Molecular function (GO): guanyl-nucleotide exchange factor activity
Source: RefSeq, a predicted model, not a curated record